Trichomonas vaginalis G3 is the source of this 579-nucleotide messenger RNA. Its product is annotated as methyladenine glycosylase family. The record is from RefSeq and is a predicted model, not a curated record. The transcript has a single exon. Gene Ontology annotation, molecular function: DNA-3-methyladenine glycosylase activity. Gene Ontology annotation, biological process: base-excision repair; DNA alkylation repair. NCBI's taxonomy places the organism in Eukaryota, Parabasalia, Trichomonadida, Trichomonadidae. Bases 1 to 579 code for a protein of 192 amino acids.
AUGAACUCUUCUAACUCUCGUUGUGAUUGGGCAAACUCUGAUCCACUUCUCCAAGACUAUCAUGAUAACGAAUGGUGCAUUCCUGUGCAUGAUGACAAUGAGAUUUUUAAGUGGCUAAACUUAGAAGGGCAAUCUGCUGGAUUAAGCUGGCUUUUAAUAUUAAAAAGAAAAGAAAAACUUUGCGCUGCGUAUGCGGACUUCGAUCCAAGUAUUGUUUCAAAAUUUGAUGAUAAAAAGGUUGAAGAAUUAAUGGAAACUGAUGGUGUAAUUAAGCACAAGCUAAAAGUAAAAGCAGUUAUAUCAAAUGCGCAGGCAUUUCUGAAGGUUAAAGAAGAAUUUGGUACUUUUGAUAAAUAUAUCUGGCAAUUUGUUAACUUCACACCAAUUAUUAACAAAUGGGAUUCAAUUGAUGAUAUACCAAGCCAAUCAGAGAUAUCAGACAAGAUCAGCAAAGAUUUAAAGAAACGUGGUUUCAAAUUUGUUGGAAGCACAUUGGUUUAUUCAUUUAUGCAAGCAAUUGGAAUGGUUAAUGAUCACCUGAAUUCAUGCCCAUAUAAAAACCAUGACAAUAAAAAAUAA